CCUAUUUUUAGUAAAAUUACAACUAGUUUUUAAAAUAUUCCGGUAACAUUUUAAUAAUUACACGCAUACUGCUCAAAUUCAUUAGCUUUUAUCAGUGUCACCCAAUUUGUCUCAAGUAUAUCGAUAUAUUGUACUGCCAUACCUGUGUGUCAAAACGAUAUUUUUCUUUAGCGAACGUCGCUAUCGAUGCUUUUUACAUCCUUACUGGAAGCUUGCACAAACAAAUUGAUUUUUCUUCCAAACUAACUAUAACUCCACUGUAUCGAAUAAAUAUAUAUACGAGAAAACUAAGGCGUGGAAACGUUUUAUCAAAUCCGACAAACAAAGAUGACAACAUCUCAAGUUGACCAGAAGCGUGCCCUAAUCAAACUAAAGCACGACCUGGAACCAUUUCGCAAUGCCAUUGUAAGCGGAUAUGGUGUUCUUACUUGGGAAAAACAAUACUAUGCCGGCGUCGUCUUUGGCGCCAUCAGUAUCAUGUAUCUGUUGCUAUGGUAUAUGGAUUUGUCCUUUAUAACUCUAUUCUCCUUGCUGGCCUUACUGGCAUUCUUUAUGGACUUUGUUAUUCCGAUGCUGUCACGGUUGGUUGCCAAUGGUGGGAAUUGGGAUGGCGAACAGGAGGCCAAAUUUGAAGACGUUUGCGGACAGUUGUAUAAAAUUAAAUCAAGCAUUGUCGAUUGGUAUGAUUAUCUGUUCAAGGAGCGCAAGCCAACAAUGGUUGUGAUCAUAAUAAGCAUGGCUCUACUGGCUCUGGCCUGGAUUGGUGCCAUCAUUAAUAAUCUAUUGUUAAUGUAUUGUGCUACGGUACUGGUAGCUAUGUGGCCGGGCUUGAAUGAAAAAGAUGUUUUCAAGUCCCUUAUCCAGAAAGUUUCUAAGAUAAUUAAUGAUAAAAUUCAAUAUGGCAAAAAGAAGCUUCAGUAAACCGCUAAUUUUUGUUUAUUAAAUUAUUAUAUGGACUAUUAAAUAAAUAUCAUCAAACCCAGAUACACACAAUCCCUCAUAUUCGACCAAAAAGCACAUAUUCGAAUAUAUAAAACUAAGUCAUUUACUUGCCAUCUCACACAACCUAAUCAAUAAAUAUAGUAUAUCGUAAUAUAUAAGUAUGCAAUGGGCAUAUUGAAAGUAUUAUCAUUCAUAUAACUAGCAAAAAUUCAUAAACAUAAAGCAUUUUGGUAACCUAUACAUCACCACAUUUCUAACUCUAAGUUUGUAUGGGCCCCAAAGUUUCUCAAAGAAAGAC
Drosophila hydei is the source of this 1240-nucleotide messenger RNA. It is a transcript of the gene Arl6IP1, whose product is annotated as ARL-6-interacting protein 1 homolog. Bases 328 to 921 code for a protein of 197 amino acids. The transcript is spliced from 3 exons. Lineage: Eukaryota; Metazoa; Arthropoda; Insecta; Diptera; Drosophilidae. The record is from RefSeq and is a predicted model, not a curated record.